Miscanthus lutarioriparius is the source of this 1149-nucleotide messenger RNA. Lineage: Eukaryota; Viridiplantae; Streptophyta; Magnoliopsida; Poales; Poaceae. The record is from the annotation of a GenBank genome assembly.
AUGCCACCCGUCCUCCGCCCGGCUCCCUCCCCUUCCUGCGCCCCGUCUCCGCCGCUCCUGCAACCUGCAGUUCGGGCGCCGGCGGCGCCGGGAAAGAGGCCGUUUCAGAGCUGCAGAUGUGGCAUUCUUGGAAACAGUGAAACGAAACCUGCCAUUGAGACUGGCCUUAAUGAGAAAACAUGCGUUGUCAGGGAAGAGAGCCUGGCAUUUAUCUCCUGUUCGUCAUGCUCAACAGUCAAUACCGUGCCUGUGGGUGGGUCUGCUGAGAAGAUGGUUCAGUUUUUGCAAAGUUCUGUUGGAAUCAUUCAUAAGAGCCAUGCAGAGAGCAUAACAUCCUUCGUGAAAGACAGUGUUAUUGGGGAACUGAAAGAGAAGAGUGAGGUACCUGUCAUGCAAUCAACCAGGGACAAGAGAAUCACCUUUUGUGUUGAGGGAAACAUCAGCGUGGGGAAGUGUACCUUCCUACAGAAAAUUGCCAAUGAGACAGUUGAACUUCGUGAUCUUGUGGAAAUUGUACCUGAGCCAGUGUCAAAAUGGCAGGAUGUUGGUCCGGAUCAUUUCAACAUUUUAGGAGUCCUCUGGAGGAUAAAGCCACUUAGAUUGGUAGAACGGAGCAUCUUCAGUGAUCGAAUGGUGUUUGCUCGUGCUGUUCGUGAAGCUAAUUGGUUGAAUGGAAUGGAACUCAGCAUUUAUGAUUCUUGGUUUGACCCUGUGUUGUCAUCUCUUCCUGGCCUCAUCCCUGAUGGAUUUAUCUAUCUUAGAGCUACCCCUGAUACUUGUCACAAGAGAAUGAUGCUUCGAAGUAGAGCUGAAGAAGGAAGUGUCACAUUGCAGUAUCUACGUGAUUUACAUGAGAAACAUGAAUGCUGGUUACUGCCUUCUGAACAUGGGAAUCACAGACUAUUGUCAGCAAGCCAGUUGCCAUGUAGCAUAGACAACUCCUUGCACCCUGACAUUAAAGACAGAGUAUUUUAUCUAGAAGGGAGUCAUAUGCAUUCUAGUAUCCAGAAAGUUCCUGCUCUUGUACUGGAUUGCGAACCAAAUAUUGAUUUUAGCAGGGAUGUUGAAGCUAAAAGAAAUGAUAAAUGGGUGACACUAUUCAGGUGCCCUGUUGUUCCACUUCCACAUGCAGAGACGACAAUGACCUGA